Molecule: messenger RNA, 1049 nt
Organism: Teleopsis dalmanni
Lineage: Eukaryota; Metazoa; Arthropoda; Insecta; Diptera; Diopsidae
Product: SUN domain-containing protein 2-like
Exons: 2
Coding region: 216-1034 (272 amino acids)
Biological process (GO): nuclear envelope organization
Cellular component (GO): nuclear envelope; meiotic nuclear membrane microtubule tethering complex
Molecular function (GO): protein-membrane adaptor activity
Source: RefSeq, a predicted model, not a curated record
UUGUGUAAUUAUUAUUUUUACAAGUCGUUAAUGAAGGUCUUUUUCCGGAUUAUCAAAUGCACAAAACAACGUUGAGAUCUAUAUUUUUCUAUUUUAUAACUUAAAAUAGAAAAAUUUCAUUUGUUUUAAGGGAAAUACAGAGCUUUAAUGUUAAUUCAUGUGGCGACUUCUAGUUAAAAAGUUCUAUAAUAUAGCUGAAAAUAUUUCGAUAUAAUAUGGUUGUAGGGAGAGUGGUUCUAAAACUUAGUUUCUGGUUUAUAACGCUCUUAAUGGCACUUUUCUUAUAUUUGACCUUUGGUAUCAUUCUUGAUAAUAGUCGUGCUAUACAACGUAUUCAAAUGGAUGUUCAGGAUAUAGCCAUAGAAGUAUUUAGACAAGAUAAAUGUGUUGCCAACUCCACAGCAAAACAAAUUGAUAAAGUUCUGAAAAAUAGUUUACUCAAUGUAAUUGAAGAUUUGCAAGCUCUCAAGAUUAGAUUGGAAAAAAAAUGUUGCAUACAAUCGAUUGCCACUAGUGGUAUGUACGACAGCCGUCUCAACUAUGCUUCUGAAGAUUUGGGUGCGAAAAUUGAACAGAUAUGUGCAGAACCCAUUGAUGGCACUAACAUUUUUAAGAGACUUUUUGGCUUGGAAUAUAGUUCAAAUCAACCACGUAAUAUGCUUAACUCUAAUAUGAGUCCUGGUAAUUGUUUUGGUUUUCGAGGAACUAAAGCAGAAGUUAUAGUAAAAUUGGGUCGUCCAAUUUAUGUGGAUACUAUUGAAAUACAACAUAUUCCAAAGAAAUUGUCACCCAACGGAGAUACUUCCAGUGCACCAAAAGUUUUCGAAGUUUUCGGCAAGGAGAGUUUAAGUAAAAGUUCUGUUCUACUAGGCCUUUUCGUUUAUAAUAACUCACAGGAAAGUCUACGGCAAGCCUUUGAAGUUUGCUCAAUGGCCAAAUAUGCUUAUGUACAAAUAAAAUUUCAACAAAAUCAUGGCAAUCAUUGUUAUACUUGCAUAUAUCGUUUAGUGGUAUACGGUCGUAUGGAUAAAUAAUUCAUACAUUCUAAU